CUUUUCCUGGUGUCCAGCUCAACCGUGCACAGCUUCCAGCUUGCCCAGCACCGCCGUGUGGUUUGGCCGCUUCCGACUUUACGCAGGCUCAGGGAUCUGUCACUUUGACUGACAUUGUCAACUUGACCAUCAAGCUUCUUUCGAGUAUGCAUUCAAUUCAAGGGCCCACCGCGUCUUCCGCCGGUCUGAUGUACACCAGAAUACCUGUGGGCUGUGGGUUCUGCGUUCGAUGAGCUGCAUAAUCAAACAAACGAGAAAAUGCUGCAAUUCUAUGUCGUCUGGGUGCUUUUAUAGAUAUGUUUCUCUGUCAUCACAUUCCGGGAAACCGGCGCCUAUCAGCACUCCAAAUGACUUGCCAAAUGAUUCUUUUAAUAUAGCAAGCGAACCUAAUAUGUUCAUAUGGUGCCGUGAGGUGCACAGGGGCGUGCAUGGGGGUCCUUAUAGCAACCAUGAAUUUUCAUGCUCCUGGCGAUCUUGACUCUCCUGCCUUUCUUCCUCGGGAUGGAAGUUCGGGAGUUGAUGACGGAUGGACACUUUUCCCCGGCAGCAUGCAUCCUUACAACCUGGCCUCUGGUGGCUAUGUGAGCUCCACCGCCUACGAGGACUUGUCGCAUCCGCGGGGUAUACACCAGUCGCUCCCCGUCCCGACACCUGCGCUGUCUCCAGACACACUCCACUACCCGCUCACAUCGCCAGAGUCGGUGGUCUCCCACUCUACGUCUCAUGUCUCCCCUGUCACGACAACCGAUGCAUAUGCAGCCCAAACGCUCGCUUCUUUGCCUGACGCAGACUUUGCGCUCAGCUUCGCCUUCGCUUACGUCGAUGACGAGUCAACGACGGUCGUGAACACCACCGAGGGUUUUCAUCACGAAGCUGGCUCUCCCCAGUCUCCCGGGCACAUCGUGUCUUCUCGCGUCGAAGUCUCCGACGUUGGCGAGCGAGACCAAACUUCUGUAAUAACCACUGGCCAACCCAAUCAUGGUAUCGGUCAAUACGCGCAUCAGCUCGUCAUGCCAACAUUGCCUAUCCCUCCUUCCCUCUCUCGACGUCCGCCUCCUCCAGAACAGAUACAUCUUGUUUCAUUGCCAGCGCAGCACGAGCCCAUUCCUCCUCAACAGUUUCCAUUGUUGGUUGGUCCACUGUCGCAAAACCCCUCCGACCAAGUCCAGCACCGACUUGUCGCUGGUGGAGACCCUGACGCGGUCAAUCACGUUCAUCACACAUUGC
Molecule: messenger RNA, 1227 nt
Organism: Coniophora puteana RWD-64-598 SS2
Lineage: Eukaryota; Fungi; Basidiomycota; Agaricomycetes; Boletales; Coniophoraceae
Exons: 4
Source: RefSeq, a predicted model, not a curated record